AUUGUUGAAACCAACAUGGCAUUACCCGCACCGAUUUGGGCCACAUCAUCAACACCGUAACCAAUAUAGACUUUCUUUCUAUUCACUGUUAACUCUUUAGCAUAGCAGAGUGCAGAGUGCAGAGUGCAGAGUGCAUCUAUGGCGGAUCCCUAUUACCCUUACGUUCCUGACGGAGGAAUCUCAAGAACUACCUUUCCUGGUUACAUUCCAGCCGAGCCACCCGCUUUGGCUUCCCCUCUUCUCUCCAAUUCCACCGCCUUGCGUGCUGCUGCAUCUGAUUACAUGCAGAGCGAUGUAAGUUUUUUGCGUAUGAGUGCAUACGGUGUUGAUGAUGCUCUGCUGGCUUCUGCGGUUCGUUCCGAAUCUGUUUCAAUGGCUCCAACAGGGCUUGACAUGAAGGCAGCUUAUUCAGCUCUUGAAGACCCUACUGAUCUUGGCAAAACUCGUGAUGCUUCGUUACCUGUUAAUCCGGUUGUAAGUAAUGUUCUGUUUGUUGGUGGACUCCCAAAAGACUGCACCAGAAGGGAAGUUGGUCAUCUUUUCCGUCCCUUUAUUGGCUACAAGGAUAUUAGAGUUGUUCACAAGGAGCCUAGACGGAGUGGAGACAAGGCUUUGACAUUGUGUUUUGUGGAAUUUGUUGAUUCCAAAUGUGCUCUCACUGCAAUGGAAGCUCUGCAAGGCUACAAGUUUGAUGAUAAAAAACCCGAGUCACCAACCUUAAAAAUUCAAUUUGCACAUUUUCCUUUCAGUCUGCCACAUGAUCAUGGUGAGUAGGCAGCACUCAGCAGCAUAUUAGUCUAACAUUCACUGGAACUGCUUCUUUGACCAUGAGAAUCUGCUUGAUGCCAGUUAAGAUGAACUAUAUGUGGUGGAUAAAUUUGCUAUUAGGUUCCAUAGUUGAGAUCACUUACCUGUUGUGAAUAUGGGAAUAAAGAAUCAAUUCCCGUCAGCAAGCCCAUUUUUCAUCUUGGAUUUUGUUUAGGAUUUUCAUUAUUAUUUUUUGGCCUCUAUCAAAAGAUCAAAACCUUUCUACUCAAAGGGGAUAAGGCUGUGUACAUUAGAUGUAUUAUUUGCACCUCGGCUUUUAUUUUAGUUUGGUCAAGCAGGGAGUUGUAGUAGUAAGAACCUGGAGCCUAUCAACUUGUACUCUGGCAUCACUUUGUGCAUGAUAUCAUCGUAAUGUAUAAACCAUGAUAUUCCAUAUAUAUCACUUUGGUUUACUAUCUCCUUCGAUCCAAGGGGAACCGAGGGAUUCUUGUGGUGUUGUUCUGAACUUCUGAUUAAUUUUCUGAAUGAGAUUGAAAGGGUUUUCCACCAAUUUAAUCAAAUGUGCCUUCUUAUGCC
This is a messenger RNA of Arachis duranensis, 1344 nucleotides long. RefSeq names its product RNA-binding protein 1. Gene Ontology annotation, molecular function: mRNA binding. The record is from RefSeq and is a predicted model, not a curated record. NCBI's taxonomy places the organism in Eukaryota, Viridiplantae, Streptophyta, Magnoliopsida, Fabales, Fabaceae.